AUGGGAAUAGUGGUUGGAAAGCGCAGGGUUGCAAUUAGCAGGAGCGUUGUUGAAGAAGCCCGAGUGAUGUUAAAGAUUGCGAACAAAAGUUCGUUUGCAUUCUAUGGCCAGGGUAGGCUCACGGGUUCUCGGAUUAGAGUGCUGGUCAUAGAUUCUCAAAUGAAAACUAUGUACGUUCUGCCGCCAUCUUCGGCGGCAUAUGCUACCCCUUUCUGCAAAAUCGGUCAACACUGGCGACAACAUGAACUUUAUGUCAACCUUCACGCGACCCGUAAAUUUCGCUCUUGCUUUUUAGAUUUCAUCGUCGUAUUCUGCGCCCUUCUACUUUGUUCUAACUCCUUCUCCCCUAAUCCCCGGCCCGAAAAGGGGCCCCCCUCUCCCGCCCUCGGGACAGGACCAAGAGAUCGCGGGUUAAUUGCUGAGGAAUAUAUAGAGGCAGGUUUGUUAAUUGAGGGCGGGGACGGAGGUUCUCAAUUCGCAGCCAAUCUAUCUGAUAAUAUACCAAACAAUGAAGUGAGUAAACCGUUUGAUAAACUACCUGUGCAGACGGAGGCGGGUAGACGGGCUCAUGCGACCGUGCGCAACAACUUGCUUUGUAUUGAACCACUUAGAAUAACUAUCCCGUUUUGGCAGUGUUGGCAUCUAGAAGGCCCGAACCUGGAGGAGGAAGUAGACGAAGUUAACGAGUAUAUAUGUGUCAUGGAUAUUUCCCAGGUGCCGAAUGUUGUCCGAAAUCUGUAUCUCCUAGGAUACUCUCUCCACGGAGCUCCUCUCUCCACGAAGCUCCUCUCUCUACGGAGCCAUUCUCUCCUCGAAGAGUCUCUUCACGGAGCCAUUCUCUCUACAGAGCUCCUCUCUCCUCGAAUAUUCUCUCCACAGAGCUCCUCUCUCCUCGAAGAGUCUCUCCACGGAGCCUCUCGCUCCUCGGCGAUCUAUUAUUAUUAUUAUUUUCAUAGACUGUCCUACUGGAAGUCUAACUUCGUAGAAGAUUUAAUAAAUGUUUCCAAUGGACACCAUGCGACCCCUUCUGUAAGCGAAGCCAUCUUGUCGCUUAGUCUUGCUCAUUCUUGCUCGGGGCUUGCUCAGGGCUGCUCAGCGUCACUCAAGGUCCUAGAAAUAGGACCCUCCAGGUUUCCACGCCUCAUCUCCCAAUCCUUGCACCCACGUGACCUUGCACUGCUACUAACCCGGUCGUCACCGGGCGAAUCGAAACUUUGCUACGCGUUAACGGUCGUGACGCACGAACUUGACGCAUCCGUAGCCGCUCGGCGGCAGAGAGGCACGCAGAAAAGAGGACCUUAUACUAGCGAGAAUGUCUUCCACCUCAAGGCUUUCUUGCCUAAUCGAGUAGUCAAGGAUCGGUAG
Messenger RNA from Lindgomyces ingoldianus, 1365 nucleotides. RefSeq lists its product as uncharacterized. The record is from RefSeq and is a predicted model, not a curated record. NCBI's taxonomy places the organism in Eukaryota, Fungi, Ascomycota, Dothideomycetes, Pleosporales, Lindgomycetaceae. The transcript is spliced from 18 exons. The coding region runs from base 1 to 1365 and encodes 454 amino acids.